AUGGGGGCAAAACGAAAGAAUCAAUUUCUGAAGUUUACACUUGACUGCACGCACGCUGUAGAAGAUGGAAUCACGGAUGCUGCCAAUUUUGAGCAGUUUCUGCAAGAGAGAACCCGAGUAGAUGACAAAGCUGGUAAUCUCCACAGAGGGAUUAUAACCACUGAAAGAAGCAAAAGCAAGAUUACUGUAACUUCUGAAGUGCCUUUCUCCAAAAGGCAUUUGAAGUUUCUCACCAAAAAAUACGUGAAGAAAAAUCAACAUGAUUGGUUGCGCGUCGUUGCUAACAGUAAAGAAGGUCACAAGUUGCAUUACUUCCAGAUUAAUUAG
This is a messenger RNA of Hyaena hyaena (striped hyena), 327 nucleotides long. Its product is annotated as 60S ribosomal protein L22-like. Gene Ontology annotation, molecular function: RNA binding; structural constituent of ribosome. NCBI's taxonomy places the organism in Eukaryota, Metazoa, Chordata, Mammalia, Carnivora, Hyaenidae. Gene Ontology annotation, cellular component: ribosome. Bases 1 to 327 code for a protein of 108 amino acids. Gene Ontology annotation, biological process: cytoplasmic translation. The record is from RefSeq and is a predicted model, not a curated record. The transcript has a single exon.